UUUGCGCAUGCGUGAUUGCCUGUCAACACACGGUCAUGGAGGGGACCAUGCAAACACAACCACCUAGUGAUCCCGGUGGACAAGGCAGCGAUGGUAGAGUUGACAGUAAAUCUCGCUACGACUGGAAGGACAUUACUGAGGAGUUCAUGUCAUCGGCGUCAGCGCUACAGAUGGGAGAACUCCUUCAUGACACAAACUUUGGCUUGUUUGAAGCCAUGUCUGCCAUUGAAAUGAUGGAUCCUAAGAUGGAUGCUGGGAUGAUGUGUAACCAGAUUCAGAGGAAAGUUCUCACAUUUGAUUCUGCAUUAGAGAGUGGUGCUAUUAAGAUAAAAGAUCUGAGUAUUCCUGAGCUGAUAGGGAUCAUGGACACAUCCUUAGCUUGUUUGGUAACUUGGUUGGAGGGCCAUUCCUUAGCUCAGACUGUGUUCACCAACCUCUUUCUACACAACCCCUACAUGAUAGAUGACAAAUGUCUGAAAGCAUUCAGCAUUCUGAUGCUGAAACUCGUGGACCAUAUCAGAGACAGGGUCAACAGGGCAGGGGUCUUUGAAGAGGAAGAUUUCCAAAGUCUGACCUAUGGUUUCAAAAUGGCUGCUGAUGUGACUGAUGCUAGAGCCACAGGGAUGAUGAAGGAGGUGGAAGAUGACCUUAACAGAAUCAUCAAGAUGACAAGAAGUAAAGUAGGAGAGGAGAGGGAUGCCCAGACAGAGCAAGAGCAUGAGAUAACCAAUGCCUUGUUUUCCCGAGUCAAGUUCUUCAGACUCUUUCUGACGGCUCUUCUGUCUUUCAGUAAAGAAAAGUGUGAAGGUAUACCUCAGGCCCAAAAGCUGAUUUGCCAGCUUCUAGAGCUACUGCCCAUUAUUAGGGAUACCAUCUGUAUGGGCAUUCAGCCUGAUAACAAGGAAGUGGGUAAGAAUGAUUAUCCAACGAUCAUGGGAUUUGAACCACUUGUUAAUCAAAGAUUGUUACCUCCAACAUUUCCUCGAUACACCGUGAUUCGUAGUCGAGAGGAAGCCUUGGGUCACAUCGAAGGUCUGCUAUAUCGGCUGCAGAUUGUGACCACAGUUCCAGAACUCACAACUUUCCACAUUAUAAUGGAAGCUUUCCAAGAAUUUAGUAAAUCCUCCCCCUGUGUUUUAUCCAGGUCCAUAUUACAGUUGACACUGCUUCCUGUCAAUAAGCGAGUGUUUGGAGUACACACCAUGGUAGAUUUCCUCAAAGACACAAUCAGAAACUUCAUAGCACCUCCAGUACUAAGCCAGAAGUCGGCCCUUUACAAUAACUCCCAGGCCAAGCAGUAUGUGGAUGCCUGGUUUGUUCAGGUGGUGCGCCCAUUUACUGCCCUGGUCCAGAUAACUGGGCAUAACCGGGCACGACAGAGGGACAAGUGGGCACACAUUCUAGAAGACCUGUCUGCUUUACAGGAAGAGGCCGACAAGGUAGAUGCUUGCCUGCAUCAGAUGCUGACAAAGAUGGAGCCCAACCGCCAGCACAUUGCCUGUUUGGGAAACUGGGUCCUGUACCACACUCUUCAGGCCAUGAUCAGCUACCUGCUGGCGGGGUUUGAAUUGGAGCUGUAUGCCACUUAUGAGUACCACUAUGUCUAUUGGUACUUGUAUGAAAUGCUAUACUCCUGGCUGAUUAAUACACUGCACAGAGCCGACAACUUCUUGUUAGAAAAUGAAACCAUGGCAGAUAGCCAACAGAAAGGAAGAAGUAACAAAAAGAACAAGAAGAAGAAAAGAAUCAAAACCUUGAACAAAGAGAUCACCCUGGCUCAGGCCGGGCAGCAGAUGUUUGGGGGCUACUACAAGGCAGUAAUGGGGUUCCGGUUGGACGGUAAGAUGCAGAUGCCUGAGUUUCAGUUUGAUUGUGAGGAGGUUCGAUACUCGCACAGGUUCCAGCCAUUCACCAAUGUGUCAACCCCUCCCUAUAUACCCUAUGUUCAAUACAAGGAGAUGUCUGAUUUGAAUCGCUAUGAACCAGAUGCAACUGCUGUAAGCCUGUAUGGAGCUGCCUGCAAAUGUUUUCACCAGGCUAAAUCUUUACUGGAAAGCUUCCAUAACCCCUCAGAAGAGGUUCAAGCUAUGAUCAAGGUGGCCAAAGUGAAUUUUGUGGUAAUGAAAAUUUUAAUGGGAGGACACAAAAAAGAUUCACAAGAACCGCCAGUCUUUGAUUUCACAUCACACCCUGUGUAUCCAACCAUUAAAAUGGUGUAGCUGAAAUUGGGUCCACACUGGUCACAUGACAGGAAGUCAUCUGAUGCCAAAGCAGGAAAAAACUUAUAAGGAAACUUGUUUAGCUAUAGCUAUCGGAAGUCUGUGAAUUGUAUGUUGAGUUUGUGAUAAGUGAUAACAUGUGAGGCAAUAAAUAGUUUUACUGACAAAUCUG
Messenger RNA from Magallana angulata, 2391 nucleotides. Its product is annotated as N-alpha-acetyltransferase 35, NatC auxiliary subunit-like. The record is from RefSeq and is a predicted model, not a curated record. Gene Ontology annotation, biological process: N-terminal peptidyl-methionine acetylation. Gene Ontology annotation, cellular component: NatC complex. Lineage: Eukaryota; Metazoa; Mollusca; Bivalvia; Ostreida; Ostreidae. The transcript is spliced from 20 exons. The coding region runs from base 36 to 2219 and encodes 727 amino acids.